AUGGAGAAAACUUGCUAUUACAUUCUUGCAUGUACAUCAGUCCUACUCCAAAUAUCGUGUUCUUGCGUAGCCGUAAAAAAAUCAACCACCCCCGCCGUAGAUCAAUUCUCUCUCUUCGUUCUUAAAUCACACGUCAAUUUGGACCCUUAUGGUAUUAUUACAAGCAACUGGACCAAUUCGAGCUCUAUCUGUAGCUGGAUUGGCGUCACCUGCGAUUUGCGCAACCAUCGAGUGACUGCAUUGAAUAUUUCCCACAUGAGUCUCUCGGGCACAAUUCCACCACAAAUAGAAAACCUCUCCUUCCUUGUUUCACUCGAUCUUAGUUUCAACCUUUUCAGUGGUGUUAUUCCUCAACAAUUGUCUCUUCUACACAGAUUGAAGUUUAUCUCCUUACAAAAUAAUAGCUUUACCGGUUUCAUCCCGAGUUCCCUCUCUAAUCUGACAAAUCUACGAGUUGUUGAUUUUUCUUUGAAUUCUCUUCAAGGAAAUAUUCCACAUGUGUUAGGGAGGCUUCACAAUCUGCACACUUUAAACAUGGACUACAAUCAUCUCUCCGGUCAUAUACCGUCAUCCGUAUUUAACCUGUCGGCCUUGAAAGUUAUAUCUUUCCGAGGAAACGAAUUGACUGGCAGCAUUCCAAGUGACUUGUGUAGUAAACUUCCACUUCUUCAAGAAAUUGACCUAUAUUUCAACAAGUUGAGUGGCGAACUUCCGUUAAAUCUAUCCGAAUGUUCACAACUUCGAUUGGUAUCACUGUCCGACAACUUAUUUAGUGGGAAGAUACCUAGAGAGAUUGUCAAGCUAAAAUUUCUUCGGAUAUUACAUCUCGCGAACAACAAUUUAAAUGGUACGAUACCUCACAUUCUUGUUGAACAAGGUGUUAUCCCGUUCGAGAUUGGGAAUCUUCAGAACCUGACUGAAUUUGCCAUUGAUCAAAACCAGAUUAGUGGUACAAUUCCCCUCAGUAUCUUCAAUAUUUCUUCUCUCCAGCUUUUACGACUAUAUCACAAUCAUCUGUACGGAAACCUUCCAAAAGAUAUCGGGAAUCUUACAAAACUCAACGAAUUGGAUAUCUCAGUCAACAAUUUAUCAGUUGAACUCCCUUUAACGCUGAAACCUCAGUCGGCGGAUCGACCUCUUCCCGAGAGUCUUCUAAGCUCUCCUGAAGAACCGAUCUUCUUUUCUAAGCAAAGUUUGAAUCUUGAUUUUUCUUAUGAAAAACUCUCUUUGAGAGAGCAGCAAAAGUAA
Molecule: messenger RNA, 1248 nt
Organism: Erythranthe guttata (spotted monkey flower)
Lineage: Eukaryota; Viridiplantae; Streptophyta; Magnoliopsida; Lamiales; Phrymaceae
Source: RefSeq, a predicted model, not a curated record